AUGCCGUCGCCACCAGCCGGACGCUCUGGCAGAGCAUCUACUGCCGCACCCGCCCGCAAAUCUUCAACUCAAACCCUCAAAUCACGCGCUUCUGCCUCCGCUCGCUCCUCCGCGCUGCCAGUAGAGAUACCAGAUGAGGGGCCAGCAACUUCACUACGGACCCAAAUAUGUGGCAUAUUCGCAGAAACACAGCGUAACACGGCAACACAACGGAAGUUGAUCAUCAAUCUGAGGAAAAUUCAAGAAGCAUGUUGCUAUGAGCCCACGAGCACGAAGAAGAAUCAGAAGCAGGAAGAUUUCGAGGAGUCGGAUUUCAAUGAAGAGGUUGGGCGGUGUGCAAUUCGAGUGCUUACGGUCAAGAAGAGCGAGCCGGUUGGAGAUAGAAUUGUACGGUUUCUAGGCUUGUUCUUGAAGCAUGCGAGUGAAAAGGUGCAGCCUGAAGAUGUAGACACGACAGACGCACUCCCCGAAACCCCGGCCAGCCGCCUUACCUCGCACAUAUUGUCCAUCCUUUUGCCAUUGUUGACAGUCAGAGACAAGACCGUACGCUUCCGCGUCACUCAGAUAAUCGCACACAUAGUCAAUACCUUAGACUCGAUUGAUGAUGAGUUGUUCCAGCUAGUUCGACUCGGGUUAUUAAAGCGCCUCAGGGACAAGGAAGCAAACAUACGCGUUCAAGCAGUAAUUGGCCUCGGUCGCCUUGCGGAUGGAGGCGAAGCAGAUGAAGAUGAUGAGGAUAGUGACGAUGAAGUCGCCGGAGGAAUCCUUGAAAAACUGCUCGAUGUUCUCCAAAACGACCCCAGCGCAGAAGUACGGAGAUCUCUACUGCUCAACCUGCCCUUUACACCAGGCACUCUUCCGUAUCUCCUAGAACGAGCCAGGGAUUUGGACGCAGCCACUCGGCGAGCACUCUAUUCAAGAUUGUUGCCCGCUCUUGGUGACUUUCGCCAUCUUUCACUCACCCAUCGAGAAAAGCUCCUUCGAUGGGGAUUACGCGACCGCGACGAAAACGUUCGUAAAGCAACUGCCAGGCUUUUCCGAGAACGCUGGAUCGAAGACUGCGCCAUCUCUCAGAAAGCAGCCGAAGAAGAAGCCCCCCCCCAAGGACAAGUUUCGGCUCCUCGCUUUGAAGCGCUUCUGGAAUUGCUAGAGCGUAUCGAUGUUGUCAACUCUGGUGUGGAGGGCGGCAUUGCCUUCGAAGCUAUGAAGGAACUCUGGGACGGUCGACCCGACUAUGUGGACUUCAUCACCUUCGAUGAUGAUUUCUGGAACGACUUGACUCCCGAGAGCGCGUUCGUUGCCAGGACCUUCAACGACUAUUGUCGCGAGGCAGAAGGAAACAAGCUUCAAGACAUGGUGGAGGACAAGAUGCCCGUAGUAACGGCUUUUGCAUUUUUUGUUCAGAAACAUCUCAACGUCCUUAUCGACGACGUCCGCAAAGUGGCGCUCCAAGACCAAGACGACGCGGACGCUGAAGAGGACACUGUUCAACAAGAGUUCUGUGUAGAACAGCUAUUGCAUAUUGCCAUGACCCUCGAUUACACGGACGAGGUCGGUCGUCGCCAGAUGUUCUCUAUUAUGCGAGGAGCUCUUGCUCUUGCAGAACUUCCAGAGGAAUGCACAAAGCUGGUUGUCGAUGUUUUACGAACAGUCUGUGGGGUUAACGCAGCUGGCGAGCGUGAAUUCUGUGACAUCGUUCUUGAGGCUGUCGCCGAGGUCCACGACACCAUCUUGGGCGAGGAUCCUACUCAGGAAGAUGCCGACGAGAGUUUCCAUUCCGCAAGGUCCGAGCUGAGUGACGAGCUCACACCAACAAAGGCGAAGAAGAACCAGAAGAGAGGCAAAGAUGAAGACAGUUCCGAGAUCGACGAAGAAAAGGCCAUCCGGGAAAUUAUGGUAAACAUGAAAUGUCUCCAUAUUGCCCAGUGCAUGUUGCAGAACGUUCAGUGCGACCUUGAAGAAAACAACAUUCUGGUAACGAUGUUGAACAACCUCGUUGUUCCAGCAGUGCGAAGUAACGAGGCGCCGAUUCGAGAACGGGGACUACUAUGCUUAGGCCUAUGCUGUCUCCUUAGUAAGAAUCUGGCAUCCGAGAACAUGACUUUGUUCCUCCACUGCUUCACGAAAGGGCAUGAUACACUGCAAAUUAUCGCGGUUCAAAUUCUUACCGAUACUUUGAUCACACAUCCAUCUCUCCUCGCCCCGCCUCUAGCAGCGCAGGAUGCCUCAACACAUGAUCCAUCCCCAAUCAAUCCUCUUCUCAAGCCUUUGACUAAAACCUUUCUUCGGGCUCUUGCUUCGCCUUCGCCAUCGUUACCUCUCACAGCCUGCCUCGCAGUUGCCAAGCUCUUACUCUUGGGCCUGCUUCCAGCCGCCUCUUCAAUGGAAAUUCUGAAGGCACUUACCAUUGCCUACUUCAACCCUGAGACAGCAGAGAACCCAGCUCUCCGUCAAGCUCUUACAUAUUUCCUUCCCGUUUUCUGUCACUCGAGGCUGUCCAACGCUGCCCUGAUGUCGCAGAUAGCUGUGAGUGUAAUAGGUAAAUUGGUUGUCAUGCGAGAGGAAGCAGAAGAGGAGGAAGAAGAGAUGGUCGGCUGGACUGUUGUGGCCGGAAUGAUAGCGGAGUGGACUGAUGGCAGAAAGGUUGUUGGUGGAGAGUUGUGUAUCAAAGAUCCAGGAGAGCGCAAGGAUGGUGCCGAGGAGCCGCAUGUGCUACUCGCAACGGAGAUUCUGGAGAGAGCGCUUGGAGCUGGCUGCAACAAAGACGAACGUAAACCUCUCCUCACUUUGCUUUCGAAGCUUAACAUCCCCUCCACCAAUUCACCCGACUCCAAAUACCAAGCCGUUAGCCAAGAAGCGUUCCAAACACUCCACAGCCUCGUCGCGGAAGCCGUGGAGACUAAGCUUGCUAUCGAUGCCACAACCCGAAACGCUCUAACGAAGCUCGACACGGCCCUAUCAAAGCGGACGGGGGAGAGCGAUAAAGUCGUGACCACAACAGAGGUGGAGAUUGAGCCAACAAAAUUAGUGGAUGAAGAAGAAGAGACUAUCAUGCUAGGAGACGCCCAGGCUGAAGGAACGGUCAUGCCGCUAGAUGGAAGUGGGGAGGACGACGAUGACUUGACAAUGAGGCAAGGGGGUACGAGUGGAGUGACAGAAGUCGACGACAGUGUCGUGGAUAGACUGUUGGACAGUGAGCUUGAAUGAUUGCAUAAACUGUGAUGUCAUUUUGGCGCUGUGUUUAGGGUGGACGUUCGAAUCUGGGAUUGACGACGCUGCGGCUGGUACACGAUGUCAAUGAUCAUUCGAUUCUUCUAUUAUGAACAGGACGCUACACAAUGGGUUUGCAACUACAGCACGAAUGUGCAGAUAACCUACUCUAUUAAUGUCAGGCUCUUCCCGACCCCCCUUGAACGAAAAUGGCAGUCUACGAAUCUGAUUCUAUUCCAAAACGACCUAGACUUUAGCAACACACUUCCUUGAGGCUUUUGUGCACUUGUUUAGCACCGCUUAAGGUCCUCUGCUACGGUUUAACAGCGGCAGAACGAGAGUGUUAACAAGGCUGAUAGCUGUUUGGACCACUUUAGACGGUGUUGAACUGCCACUUUAUGUUCAAUGGAGCCUGCCUCCUGUGUAUGGUAACCAAAAAGGACCUAGCCUAAUUCGCUUGUAGGGAACGUCACCCAAACUCUCAAGAUGC
This is a messenger RNA of Mytilinidion resinicola, 3700 nucleotides long. RefSeq lists its product as uncharacterized. Gene Ontology annotation, biological process: mitotic chromosome condensation. Bases 1 to 3207 code for a protein of 1068 amino acids. Gene Ontology annotation, cellular component: condensin complex; condensed chromosome. The record is from RefSeq and is a predicted model, not a curated record. NCBI's taxonomy places the organism in Eukaryota, Fungi, Ascomycota, Dothideomycetes, Mytilinidiales, Mytilinidiaceae. The transcript has 5 exons.